UUUGCGAUCUUCAUCUUCUUCUUCUUCAACAACUAUGGCCUUGUUGCAGAAAUCCAAUAACUCGCAUGGUGAAAUAAACCAUCUUUGACAUGUCGCCUCCUCAACAACAACAACCCUCUUCGAUCCCCAACUGCUUUCACAAGAAACCAGCUUCAGUUCCUGAUUUCAUACUUACUGCUUUUUCUCUCUUCGUCCUCUUCUCAUCUCCCAAACCCAACACUCUCAUCCAUAAAUUCUCUCCCCCAAUUUCCAUCCCUCGUAACUCACGUCGCUUCGUCCGUAUCCCCUCCAUGUCGUCUUACAAUCGUCGAUUUCAAGGUCGUCAAUUCGCUACCCCUCAAUCCCUCUCCGAUUGGCUAAAUCCCCGUCUUCCAUCCGAUUCAUUCGCGUCCUGGGGUGUUAAACCCGGGACUAAGAAUGUGCACAACCUUUGGCUCGAGCUCUCGGAGGGCGAGACUUCGUUGGCCGAUUCCACGCCUCCAGUUCGGACCGUGGAGGUGGUCAUCGUACGCGUUAUAGGAAAACAUAAUCGGAUUCUUGUGGAAUCACACCAGGAAUUGUCCGAUGGUUCAAUUAGGAAUCGAUGUAGGCCCUUGUCUGAGAAGAUGAAACCUGGUGAGAGUUUCGAAUUUGCUGCUGUUCGAGCAGUGAAGGAAGAGCUUGGUUCUGCGAUUCCGAUUUUUGAAGAUGGUGUCACCGUGAGAAUCGUGCCGGACUCGUACCUACAGAAGGUGGAGGAGAGAUUAUCGCUUUCUUACCCGGGUUUACCUGCACAUUAUAUUCUUCACUCUGUUGAUGCUUGGGUUGAUGGGUUACCUGAAGAAGAGUUUUCAACGGAAGAAGAAGCUGAGUAUGAGCAAAACAGAGUUGCAGAUGAGGCAAUUUUCUGCAAAAAACACCAUUGGAAGUGGAUUGAGAUUGAUUCAGUUUAGCCCUUCUCAUCUGACUGGUCAGUUUUGAGCCUCUUCUUCUUUCUUUGUCUGGUCAUAUACAAACACUAUUAACAAAUUUUGUUUUCUCCUUUAUCUGUCAAGCAUUUGUUGUAUAAUCAAAGUUUUGUGAGCAUCAUACCAUAUACAUAUUCCUAUUGUAAUUAUUAAACCUCUCUGAUUUCCUACUUAAAUGUAAGUUUUUCAAUGGAAUGAGAAUACUGUUGAGUGUUAUAAGGCUUCAA
This is a messenger RNA of Impatiens glandulifera, 1174 nucleotides long. RefSeq lists its product as uncharacterized. The record is from RefSeq and is a predicted model, not a curated record. Lineage: Eukaryota; Viridiplantae; Streptophyta; Magnoliopsida; Ericales; Balsaminaceae. The transcript has a single exon. The coding region runs from base 90 to 932 and encodes 280 amino acids.